This is a messenger RNA of Xenopus laevis (African clawed frog), 2277 nucleotides long. It is a transcript of the gene siglecl2.L, whose product is annotated as sialic acid-binding Ig-like lectin 8. The transcript is spliced from 11 exons. The record is from RefSeq and is a predicted model, not a curated record. Bases 236 to 1912 code for a protein of 558 amino acids. NCBI's taxonomy places the organism in Eukaryota, Metazoa, Chordata, Amphibia, Anura, Pipidae.
UGCCCAACCUACAGAGAAGCAGACGAGAAGAGGAAGUCAGAGUGUGUAACCACAACACACUAUAGAGAGCACCGACAAGAGAUAAAUGUAAAGAAGGAAAUUAUGUGAAUGGAAAAUUCAGAGGCUCUGCACUUCAGAGAGAAUAAAAAAGAAGCCUGCAAACUACAUGGAAUAAAAGUAAGGUAAAGUAGCCCUCCCGUGACCAUAGACCAGUCUAUAUUGGCUAGAUAUCAGGAUGGGGGUCAGACGAUAUUGGUUUUACUGGAAAUACCAUAUUCUUCUGGCUAUUUUGUUAUUGCACUGGAAGGGCAGGAAUUGUGAGGAAAAGACAGAGGCUCUACCAGGGUUUAAAAUUGAGGCACCAGCAGAGGUGACAGUGCAGAGGGGACUCUGUGUGCUCAUCCCCUGUAACUUUACUGUUGGUUCUGAUUUUACCUUAACCAAAGAUGCCAUUGGAAUCUGGUAUAAAGGAUCUGACAAAGGUCCAGUUGCAGCUUCUACUAACGCCUCUCAGUUCCCUGAUACAACAAACAGGCGCUUUAUAUUCACUGGGAAAGUGAGUGCAGGAGACUGUUCCUUCUCUAUCAGUGAUGCACAACCAGGAGAUGCUGCACACUAUCAGUUCAGACUUGAGGGUCCUUUACAAUUUAACUACCUUCAUAUCAAGCCAAAGGUAUCUGUGACCGACCUAAAAGAACCUGAUAUAUCUCCCACCAUUGAUCUGAUCGCUGGUGAAGAAGUGACUGUGACUUGCACUGCUCCUACACACUGUCCUGGGCUCUCUCCAACCUUCACAUGGGAAGGAAGUGUAAAUACAGAAAAUACACAGAAUAAUACAUUGAGGCACCAAGAUAGAAACUUCCCCUACCGGUCAACUAUCACUUUCACUCCAUCACUGAGACACCAUAAUUCCUCCUUAACCUGCACUGUGACUUAUAAACAUGAGUCUGCUAAGAAAAGCAUCACCUUGAAUGUUGAAUAUCUACCCAUACUGAAUAUCACUGUUCCAGGGGGAACAGGAGAGAUCAACAGUCUAAUUGUGAGAGAAGGCGACUCCCAGGAAAUCUACUGUAAAGUGAACAGUAACCCAAUGGCCAAAAUUAGCUGGACUAAAGGAAACAGCCGUGUUGAGAAUAUCAAGCAGAAUGGACAGAAACUGACUCUUUUACUGAAGAACGUUACAGAGAAUAACACUGAUACUUAUACAUGUACUGCACAGAACCAAAGGGGAAACAACAAUCGCUCUAUCAGUGUCUCUGUAGAAUAUGCUACCCGACAGCCAACCAUCUGUGUAGAUAAGCCAGAAGGUUGCUCUACUUUAGUAAAUGUAACGGAAGGAUCUACACUGUCCUUAAACUGCAGCGCUAAAAGUAACCCCCCAGCAAAAUAUUCCUGGUUUCAAAGUGAUCCUUUCAAAAAGCUUUCUGAAAAUAAAACUCUGAAUGUUCAUGUAACAAAUGAUAUUAAAUAUACGUGCCAAGCUGAAAAUAAAUAUGGACUAUCCAAUAGUUCUAUCUCUAUUUAUACCACGCGUGCACAAAAGUCUCAGGCUAAUUUCCUUGUUUCUGGACUUUGUAUUUUAUUUAUCACGCUUGUGGUGAUAACGACAGUGUUCGUGUUUAGAUGGAUGAGGAAGAAGAAUGACUUACAGGAGGACAGAAUUACUAAAGAGAAGCCUAAAAGUGAUGGUGAUGUGAUUUACAAUAAUAUGCAAAACAUCAGCAAUGAAUCCUACAUGGACACAGAGGAAACAAAACAGAAUAAGGAUGAUUCAGAUUUGUAUAUGAACUGUGAAAAAGAGUUGCAAUAUGCCUCCAUCGAUUUCUCAAAAGUAAAACCAAAGGAAGCUCCUCAAACGGUGGAUAUUACAUAUUCUGAGAAUAUUAUUUAUUCCGAGGUUAAACGGAAUUAACCCUGAAGAUAUAUUAAAAAAAAUAAUAAAUGUAAAUAAAGAAGGACUUUUGUACUAUAGAGACUUUUUAACAGGAUUCUGUCUUGAUUUUUAUGUUGUAGUUUUUAUUUCUAAAUUGCACUAAUUUUACACAGCAAAAAAAUCACUCUACCAUAUAAAAUUUCCUUCCUGAACCAACAAGUAAAUAUGUUAGUUGUAAUAUCAGUGUGUAGGUACCGUCUCAGGUCAUUCAUGUGCUUUCAGAAAGAGCCAGUGCUGCACUAUGGAGCUGCUUACCCAUAUGUUGUUGUUUUUCCUAUUCAAUGUAACUGAAGGAGUCGCAGUGGGACAUGGAUUUUUACUAUUGAGUGUUGUUCUUAUAUCUA